Recurvomyces mirabilis is the source of this 987-nucleotide messenger RNA. RefSeq lists its product as uncharacterized. The coding region runs from base 1 to 987 and encodes 328 amino acids. The record is from RefSeq and is a predicted model, not a curated record. The transcript is spliced from 3 exons. NCBI's taxonomy places the organism in Eukaryota, Fungi, Ascomycota, Dothideomycetes, Mycosphaerellales, Teratosphaeriaceae.
AUGGCAGACAACCCGGUCAUAACUUUGGGCAAACGCAAGCGUGCUCAGGUCUCCUAUCUCGAUGAAGACGAUGGGCUGGACGGGCUACUUGGCAUGGACGAUCACAAUGAUGGCGAAUCGAUCAACGAAUUUAGUGACGAUGUCGAUGAUGUGGCUUACGGCAAGCGCAAGCCUAAACGCAGCGCCAGACUCGCAAAGAAAGCCAAGCUUCCGAAGAAGCCAAAGAAUCAGAAGCCAUUUCGCUUUCUUGAUCUUCCCGCCGAAUUGCGAGAUCAGAUCUAUGAGCUCGCUCUCGUUGAUCCACAUGGCAUCAGUCUUUUGUCCAAGACCAAGGCGUACCGUCGCACCGUGACCCGUGGCCACAUUACCGAAGAGGACGAUCGUGGUUACUGGUAUGGACGGUCGCGCCGUGGCUACCGUCCAGCCAUCCAGAACGAGGAGAACGGCGCCGACAGAGAGCCGAUGCCGACGCUCAUUCCAGCUUUGCUUGCUGUGAACAAGCAGAUCUAUGCUGAGGCAGUCGGCUAUCUUUACCGGCAACGAUUCGUUAUUGAGGAUACUUACGCCCUGCAUGAUUUCGUCGCGGGACUUGGUAGUCAUCGUACUCAACUUGAUAAUGUCACUAUCAAAGGAUGGGGACGAGGCAGGGGAGCGCACAAGUCGAUGAACUUCACCGGCUUCACCCUCCUGGCCAGCUGCAUCAAUCUCAAAUCAAUCACACUCAACUGUAACAUCGGCGGCUGGCGUGAUCCCAAAGGCCUGGCCCGUCAGAUUUACCGUGACGGUGUUUAUUUCUUCGAAGGGUUUGGUCUGGCCAAUGGUUCUAAGGAUGCCGGCGUCAAGAUCCUGGAGCUGGGCGACGAGAACUUUUCCAAGAGUAACCGUGGGUGGUGGCGUCGUACUCAAAACAGCAUCCCUGACUACGAGGAGGAGGAUUAUCAAGAGUUGUUCAAGGGAGAGCUGCGGAAGCUUUUGGUGAAGCACUAA